Messenger RNA from Papilio polytes (common Mormon), 1654 nucleotides. RefSeq names its product myrosinase 1-like. The transcript has 6 exons. Gene Ontology annotation, molecular function: beta-glucosidase activity. NCBI's taxonomy places the organism in Eukaryota, Metazoa, Arthropoda, Insecta, Lepidoptera, Papilionidae. The record is from RefSeq and is a predicted model, not a curated record. Gene Ontology annotation, biological process: carbohydrate metabolic process. The coding region runs from base 1 to 1584 and encodes 527 amino acids.
AUGAAACGCCAUCUAUCGGAUUUAGUUUUCUUCCUAAUUUUUUAUUGUAGGUUGCUUGGUUUAUCAACAUGCGGAGGACUAAAAACUUUUCCACCAGAUUUUGAAUUUGGAGCCGCGACAUCAUCUUAUCAAAUAGAAGGGGCUUGGAAUGUUGAUGGUAAAGGAUGGUCUAUGUGGGAUCACCUCGUGCGCACCACACCACAGCGCAUCGAGGACAUGACAAACGGAGACACAGCUGCCAAAUCUUACUACUUAUACAAAAGAGAUGUUGAAAUGCUAAAAGAACUUGGUGUCAAAAAUUACCGGUUCUCCAUAUCCUGGCCGAGGAUAUUACCUUACGGUCGACCAGAUUACGUGAACCCUUACGGCGUUGCGUACUACAACGCAUUGAUAGAUGAGUUACUAGCAAACGGUAUAACUCCAUUCGUGACGAUGUACCAUUGGGAGUUGCCUCAGAAUUUGAACGAACAAGGAGGUUGGAUGAAUGAUGAAAUUGUUAAUUGGUUCGGUGAUUAUUCGAGAGUUUUGUUUCAACAUUUCGGCGAUAGAGUAAAGCACUGGUUGACUAUAAAUGAAGCUCAUGUCCAUUGUUAUUUGGGCUACGAGGUGGCUCUACACGCGCCACAGAUUUCUUUACCUGGUGUUGCGUACUACGAGUGUAGUAGGAAUAUACUUCUAGCGCAUGCUAAGGCAUACCGCAUCUAUGAGGCAGAGUUUAAAAGCACACAAGGAGGUGAAAUCGGUUUCGUUACAAGCAUGGAAUGGGGCGAAGCAGAAAGUGAUUCGGCUACAGAUAGAGAAGCUUUACAAGAUUUUCUAUCUGUCAAUAUCGGUCAACAUAUGAAUCCGAUAUUUUCGGAGAGCGGUAACUUCCCCCAGCGGUUGAUUGAUCUUGUUAACUCAGCGAGUAUUAGACAGGGACUUAACGAAUCACGAUUACGUCCGUUCACCGAAGAACAGAUCGAAUCAAUCAGAGGAUCGGCCGAUUUCCUUGGAUUGAAUCACUAUACGAGUAGAAUUAUUUAUAGAAAUGAAUCUCUGAACGGUACUUUCUUUGUACCUUCGUUGCGAGAUGAUACUUUUUACGGAGACUAUCCCCAUCCUUCUUGGUUUUUCCACGGGGGAUAUGUUUAUGAAUAUGCCCGUGGAUUCUACGAUUUAUUAAUUCACUUGAAAGACAAUUACAAUAUUCCCAAGAUAUACAUAACAGAGAACGGUUGUCCGUCUGUCAGAGGUCUCAAUGACACCCACAGAGUGCGGUAUUACAGGGAAUAUCUGAGUGCCAUUAUUGAUGCCAUUGAUCAAGGUGUUAAUGUCAAAGGUCACUUCGCAUGGAGUUUAAUGGAUAAUUUUGAAUGGACUUCUGGAUACACAAUAAGAUUCGGUAUCUACGAUGUUGAUAUGGACGAUCCAGAAAGAAAAAGAACGCCGAAGAAGUCAGCUCUAGUAUACAAAGAAAUGGCAAGAAGUAGAGUUAUCGAUUACGAUUUUGAUGUUGAUCCUUACGCACCCUCUAGUGCUUCCGGUAGAAAUGCAUCGAUAUUUAUAUUUUUAUUACUGGCAAUACAGAAAGUUUUAGUAUAAUUUUUUUUGUACCUACACCUAGUCUUUGUCUAAACUUAAUUAGUGUAAUAAAAUUUAAUUAAACAAUUCA